AUGAUGGAUCAUGUGAUGAAUUAUACCUCAAAAAGUCCUGAAAAGUCCAGUCCGAGUUUUCCAGAGGAUGUAGAAGAUGAUGAUGAAGAUCCAAUGGAUUUGGAGCCAUUAAAAUAUUCUUCUCUUCGUCAACAUGUAAACAACAAUAACAACAUUAAUAGUGAAAAUAAUCGCAAUAAUAAUACAAUCAACCAUUGUGAUGAUGAUGUUGACGAACAACUCGAUGUGACAAUGUUACCACCGGAGGAUGAAGACGACGAUAUCGGUGGAGCAACUCGUGGAUUCAUGUUAAAUGUUGAUAGCCCACGUCAUCCAACUGAUUCAACUGAAAAGAAAGUACAUUGGUCAAAUCAAAAUGUUCAAACAUUGUUAGAUUGUGUAGAAAAACAUUUGGAUGAAUUUAAUAUACAAAAAAAGCAUAAACAAGUUUGGCAAAUUAUUGGCACAGAAAUGGAAUCAUUAGGUUUUACCAUGGAACAUUGUUACAAUAAAUGGAAGAAUUUACGUCGUGAUGUUCGUUUAUUGGUGAAUAAUCCACAAAAAGCUGUUCGUAACGCCGAUAUUUUACGACGUGUGGCUCGUUUAAUUUUAGUAAUCUAUCCAAAUAUUGAUGCUACAACUAUGCAAGUAACCGGUGAUCGUAUCAGUACAAGUAAAUCUACACCGAAUACACCAGGUGGUCCUGGUAGUUUGUCAUCAGCCCGACUUACAUUAUCCUCAUCAUUACAUGCUCCAGAUUCACCAUUAUACUUUGGUCUAUCUAGAACGCGUACACCACAUUCCUUAACACCGAAUUUUCACUCAUUAAAUGGUACAAAAUAUAAAACUGAACAGUCCAAUUAUGAUACAACAACUAAUACUCCCACUACUUCUGUACCUGGUACUGCAUUGUUCACCAGUAAUUCACGUUGUUCAGACAAUGACAAAAAACACCAUGUAUCAUCCACGCCUAAUUCAACAAAUCAUGACAAUAAUACAACAAUUUCACAACAUGCUAAUUCUGGAUUUCCAUUCAUUUUUAAUCCCGCAGCAGCAGCUCUUCUAGUUCAGUCACAGCUAUUCAACGAUUUACUACGUCAACAACAAACACAAUUACAAGAUGAUUCUAUACCUUUGGAUAGUAUACAACAACGUGAACAAUUCUUUGCUCUUACUGCCUCUCUAAAAAAUGCUUUGCAUUCUACUAAUAGUCCAAAUACCACAAAUGGUGGUAAUGCUGCACUUACGCAGCAUACUACUAAUACAAAUAAUAAUGGUAUUAAUAAUGCCAAUAAGAGUAUAAUCACAAAUGGUAAUGAUUUUAAUACAGACAAUAACAACAACAACGCUAAUAAUUCAUUGCACGUUGCCAAUUUAGCUUCUAAUUUGUUGAAUGGUUUAAACGGCAUGGAUACAUCACAAUAUCUAAAUUUAUUGGCAUCUGAAGCAGGUUUACUGAAUGGUAAUACGACUAGUCAUCUUAAUAAUUAUAAUAAUACUAGUCAUCCUCAUCAUCAACACCAGCCACAACAACAGUCAUACACUUCUAUAUCCGAUCGAUUACCGCCUGGUAGUGAGUUGGCUGGUGUUGUCCAGCGUUUACUCAAUGAAGAGACUAUUCAUUUACGCUUGACCGAUAUGGUUACACAUUUAGCUGACGAAUUACGGGCAGCCGGUCUACGUAGACGUGCCACAUUAGAUCAACUAUUAGAAAUUAUGCAAGGUGGGGGCGGCGGUACCACCUCUGGAUGUGUAUCGGCAGUCGGAACAAAUACAUCCAUGAGUCUUACUCAUAAAAAUUCAGAUACUACGCAUCGUGUUUAG
Schistosoma margrebowiei is the source of this 1803-nucleotide messenger RNA. Lineage: Eukaryota; Metazoa; Platyhelminthes; Trematoda; Strigeidida; Schistosomatidae. The record is from the annotation of a GenBank genome assembly.